GGAUAGAUAGGCAGCUGAUGACCAGAGGAGCAGCGGGAGGCGACCACUCAGUCUGUAGAGAGUGAAAUGAUGCCUGAAGAACCGCUCAAUCAGGGACAGUUGGAUUAAUGGGGGCAACUAUUGUUUGGAAAAUAAUUUAUUGGUUCAGAUUUUUUUGUGGAUUUCUAAUCGGGUCCAUGUCAAAAUGCCAUUUGCCAAACGGAUCGUGGAACCCCAGUUACUGUGCAGGCAUUCAGUCCCAAAAGAAGAGAGUUUGGUUUUCGAGGAUCUGUGUACGGUCAACAAUGUGGCUCUGUCCCGGACCCUACGACAGCUUUCCGACCUGGCCCGGCACGCCUGCUCUCUCUUCCAGGAGUUGGAGAGCGAUAUCGUGUUUACCAACCAACGGGUCCGGGGACUGCAGAGUAAAGUCGGUAAACUUCAGCAGUCUAUCUCCGGGUUAGACGCCAAGCAGGAGGCAGUACCGGUAUCAGACCUGGAUGUAGAGUGUAAGUUAUCAGACCACUACGUGUCUCCAUGGCUCCUCCAGAGGAAUGUGUUCCUGCCCUCCACCAGACCACCAUGUCUCCAGGAGCUGCACCGCACUGCACAGCAGGGCCUCAGGGCCAGCCACAGAGAUUACCAGCUGAGACAGCAAGCGAGCAGCAGAAGACGCAAAGUGACCAUCGCUGUCUCUGUGGCACCCCCUAUGCCCACGUACCCCUCACCACACUCUGCCAGGAGGAGACCGCAGAGGGGCUGGAGCCUGACUGCGUUUGACAGCCUCGCCCCCCGCUCCUCCUCCCUCACCGAAUGUUGCCACUUUUCUCCCUGGAGCAGAAAGGCUGCUCCUCCCUCUGACAGUCUCGGCCAACGACCUCGACACCCUGUCCCUAACGUUCCCUCCACGCUGGACAAGCAGACUAACUGGUCCAGAGUUCUCCCACUGCCCACACCUCAGGAGAGGAUGAAGAGCGACUCACAAGUCAUCACAUCCUGCGUCAUCCCAAUUAACGUCACUGGGGUUCAGUUCCACAGAGACUCUAGUGUGCACUGCUCGCUGAUCCACUCUCAGUCCGUACUUCAGAGGAGGAGGAAGCUGAGGAGACGGAAGACUGUCAUCGGGAUUCCUAGAAGUGUUCAGCAGGACCUAGAUUCUGAUGAGUCUCCGGGCGCCAGAGAGCGGACAGUGGUUGUCCGAUGCAACGCUGCGCUCUGUAGCGAGGACCUGUGCUGUCGUCUGAACACCAAGAAGGACUCUGGCUGCCAGACUGAAGAUUUCCUGGUCUGCGCGCCAUCCCACUGGAGGGUCCAGUACCAGCGUGGUCAGCAGGGGGUCGGCUCCGCCCUCGUCCCGCUGUCCCUCUCCACUGGGAACAUCUCCUCUCUACUGGACACUUCGGAGCACAACAACGCCAUGUUCUCCUCUUCGCUGGGGGUACGCCUGCGGUCACGCAGCCAGCCAAGGGAGGGGAAGAGACUGAUUGAGGUUCACCACCACAGUGAGGAAGAGGAGCUGUCUCCUUCCGAGACUGAUGACUUCCUGUCUGGGUUGGGGGAGCUGAAGGAGAAGUCCCAGCCGGACCACCCUCUGGCCAGUCUGAAGUACCAGCAGCGCACUGGCAGCCCCUGGAUUGAGAGGGGCCAAUCCCGCCUCCCCCGGAAGGUUGACAUGGGGAGCUGUGAGAUGUCCUCCAGCUCAGAUACCUUCUCCAGUCCGCUCCACUCUACAUCCACCAGGCGGGUUGUUGGGUGUCAGAUGGACCAUAAAGAUGACCACCAAUCUUCUAGUGGGAACUGGAGCGGCAGCAGCUCAACAUGCCCUUCCCACACCUCUGAGACCCUCCCCCCGGCUGCCUCCCCCCGGCUCACUGGCUCCUCCCACUGUGACUCGGAGCUGUCGCUGAACACCGGCCCCCACGCUACGGAUGACCCCGCCCCCAUCCUCAUCCUGGACCCAUACCAUACCGACCGGCAGCUGGACGAUGCAGGGGUCAGCAUGGCUAGUGAUGGGGAGUGGAGUUACCCCCACCCUGACUCCAGGCUCCAUGACUUCAGCCCUGAGCGCUCCAGAGAGGGGGAGGGGAGUCUGGGGUACCCCAGCUUUACCAGCAUGGCUACCUGUGAGAGCUUCAUUACAGACAAGCCUCCUUCUGAGAAGGCUGACACUGUAUCAUACUACUCCAUAGACAAUGAAGGAUACUACACCUCCAUGCACUUUGACUGUGGUCUGAAAGGGAGCAAGAGCUUCAUGUAUAACUACUCUGACUGUGGACAGGAGCACAUGACUCUGGGGAGACGCUGUCUGACAUUGAGGAAACUUAAGGCCAAGCCCUCUGCCCCCAGACGCAGCUCCUCACUAAGGAAGAUCAGCGGGGGGGGGAAUUCUCCUGAUGACACCGAACCAAAGAACCGCAGCGGGCAGCAAAGAAAGUCAUGUUCCCGAGAGAGGAGGUUACAGCUGGACCUAGAGGGCUCCCUGGGCCACCCUAACCUCCCUGACCCCCACCCUGCUCUGGGCCACCUGGAGGACCCUGUUCUGAGAAGGGAGGUGGGCUUGGGGGGGUUAGGGUUGGAGCAAGACCCUCUGGAGCCCCUAUUGGCCCUCGAGACCUGGCGGAGGGAGGACACCGAGGAGAUGCCGGGCUCCGGCCUGUUUGGUUCCUCUGACAGAGGCUCCUAUAAAGAUGAGGGAGCUGUCCAGUCAGACUAUGCAGAUCUCUGGCUUGUGAAUGACUUGAAGUCAAACACUGACCCCUAUCGCUCUCUGUCUAACUCCUCCACUGCUACCGGUACUACUGUUAUAGAAUGCAUAAAGUCUCAGGAGAGUUCAGAGUCCCAGACCUCCCAGUCAGGAUCCACCCCCUCACUGCCAUCAGUAGAAGACUUCAAGAUGUCCUCCCUGCCCUCAGUAGAAGGGGACUUCAAGAUGUCCUCUCCAGAGAGGCUGGCUGGCUUAGUGUCACCAUCUAGUGGCUACUCCAGCCAAUCCGAGACCCCCACCUCUUCCUUUCCCUGUGCCUUCUUCCCCAGUCCCCUGUCACCCACCAAUCAGAAGAGGAAGCCCAAGAUUCCAGAGAGGAAGUCAUCUCUGUCCAUCACCUCCACCAGAGAUCUGGAGCUGCCAGUCAUCCCCCCCAGCCACCAGAACUUCAGUGCCCUUUACAGCCCUAACCCUACCAGCCCUCCUCCAGUCUCUACCAAGCCCCCAGGCCACAGGAACCAGCUCUACCUCCUGCAGCAAAGCAAGCAGACGGCAGCGGCAUCGGCCAGGGCUGAGGCCAGAGUGGCAACCGAGACCUCCAGCAGUUUUCCCAUGACCAUUACCCCCACCGUGCUGCACUCAGUCCAGCUGAGGUCUGUGGGGAAGCAAGGAGAGGGGAGCCCUGCCCGGCCCGGCCCAGAUGUUGCCACCAGACCCAAGUGUCCCACUGUGAACAUCAGCCCCCCUUCCAGCAGCAGGUCCCCUGAGUCUACAACCAGGAAGCCUCCAGCCUACAACUCCCAGGUUCCCCCCUCUCAACAGUACUGUGAGUCACUGUUGGCCCCCAGUGAAGGCCCCGUCCCUAGGGACCCAGCAGGUCACAGUAGUGUGAGGUACAGGCAGGACAAACACCCUGCUGAAGCCCAGUGGUGUACCACCGCCUUCAGACAGCCUGUAGACCAAACACUGGCAGACCAGGAGAGACUACCAGACCAGGAGAGACUACCAGACCAGGAGAGACUGGCAGAAGAGGACCAUACCAUCAGAAACCAACACCAGCCCCUCCUAGACCAACACCAGCCCCUCCUAGACCAACACCAGCCCCUCCUAGACCAACAGUCCCUGCUAGACCAGGAGGUCUGCCAGAGGGGGGCUCAGUCCACAGGGGUGACCCCAGGUCAGGAGGUAGAGGAACAGAAAGCUCUAUUCCCUGGGAGUAGCAGCAGUCUGGAGGCAGAACAGUACCGACCACUACCACCUGAGCCAUCUGAACUACAGAGAUCUGAAGACCUUUCAGUGUUUCCUGGUCAGCACAGCUUAGCCACAACAUCAGAGAGUCGAGACGAAGUGCCUGUUAAAAGUUAUCAGUCGGAAACAUUGCAAGCUUAUCCAAUCAGCGAUGUGGCUGGCAGACAAGAGGAGUAUUCCAGACCCAGUGACAACUCUAUCUUUUCUCUGAGUGAGGAGACCAAGGCUGAGGGUGACGUCUUCCUGUCGCCCACCAAGACUUGCACUACAGAGGAGCUGUUUGCCAUGAUACACAGAUCCAGGAGAAAAGUUCUAGGUAGGAAGGACUCUGGAGAGUUAAGUGCUCGGAGCAGUCUGUGUGCCCCAGUCACCCCACCUGGCAACACUAUGACUUCUCUGGUGAACCCCAGCACCCCAACCACCCCCACUGGCCCCCAGAAGGCCCCGGGGCCCAUCUACCGCAGCAUGAAGAAGUCCAGCACCUCCCACGAGGAGUUUAAACUUUUACUCCUGAAGAAAGGCAGCCGGUCAGAUUCCAGCUAUCGCAUGUCAGCCACAGAGAUCCUGAAGAGCCCCAUCAGCCCCAAUGCCCCUGGAGACCCCCUUGCUGAGAAGCCCCUCUCCCCUCCGCCAGGCAUGGAGAAGCUCCCCAGCCCCUUCACAGAGGGCUUCUCUCCUAAAGGCCUGUCCACUGCAGCCUGUCCCAGACAGAGCCGAUCCCGCAUCCCUCCUCCACCCACCAGCAGCCGCUACAGCAUCCGCAGCAGGCAGCACCCAGCCCCCAUGCAGGCCAUCUCAGAGGGCGAGACGGAGAACUCAGACAGGAGCCCUUCCUAACAUACAGCACCUUUCACCCUUCAGAAAUGUAAAACAGAGGAACAUCUUAAGGUUUUAGAACACAUAGUAGAGAACAACUGGACCAGAAUGACUUAGAACAUUUUAACUGUGUCUAACUAUUUAUAAUACAGUAUCUAUUUCUGCUUUUAGAUUUUGGUAUUGAAGGAAAACCGAGACUUAAGAACAGAAUUGAGAGAGAGAAACUUCUGUAGCUAUGUUCUAUUGAAAAAAGAAAUGCUUUUUAAACUGUUAGGAAAGUAAACCGGAAUAUGUACUGUGCUAUAUGAAGGCUGUUUUUCUAUCAAGGCAACCUUGUGUUGUCGUUCUACAGAAAAUACAUGGGUAUCUUCCAUUGUAACCGUAACCCUUAACCCUUAAUCCUUAACCCUUUUAUGAUAUUGCUGGAAAAUUCCACAUGUAUAGAAUAUAUCGGUAUAAUGAGAUUUACAGUAUAAUAUAUUCACUUUUCACUAAUGGUGUAAAAGUUGUGAAAUAACUUAAGAAUAACACAGUAUGAGUCAUAAUACCCAUAAAGGAUGGCAGCCAAACAGGUAAAUGGUUCGUUUUUCUAUCAUUCAUUUUUCCCAUAGAAACAUGUAAAAUAAGGGCUGUGUUUCGUGGCCUUAUUUCUAUUGCAGCAUGUUAGAUGACUGUCAUUCAUAUUCCAUUCACCUAGUUCAAUGUUACUACAUGAUACUCUGAUUUUCCCUAUACCCAUUAUGAGGUUGCUACAACCUAGCCUAUGAAUUAAAGUUUUCAACAUAGGUGUACACAGGCCGAGAGAGAACUUUGAGAUGAUAGUGAUCCAUGGACAGACAGUGACCCAUGGACAGACAGUGAUGCAUUCAAUACCACCUUGCACACUCCUGCCUGCAUCUAGCUGAUCUAGGGUGUAAUCAUUAGUCCAACAUUUGCAGACAAGAGUUUCUAUUGGACAAAUUAAUGUAUUUUAUCCCCGUUUUUGUUUGCAUCCGUUUUAAAGAAAGAAAAUCCAACAGAAUGAAUACGUCCCUGAUCACACAUAAACACAGUUCACUUUCAUAGCAGCCACGUUGUAUUCAU
Oncorhynchus kisutch (coho salmon) is the source of this 5830-nucleotide messenger RNA. RefSeq names its product Nance-Horan syndrome a (congenital cataracts and dental anomalies) (gene nhsa). NCBI's taxonomy places the organism in Eukaryota, Metazoa, Chordata, Actinopteri, Salmoniformes, Salmonidae. The transcript is spliced from 9 exons. The record is from RefSeq and is a predicted model, not a curated record. Gene Ontology annotation, biological process: cell differentiation; lens development in camera-type eye. The coding region runs from base 185 to 4768 and encodes 1527 amino acids.